Frieseomelitta varia is the source of this 615-nucleotide messenger RNA. RefSeq names its product thioredoxin-2-like. NCBI's taxonomy places the organism in Eukaryota, Metazoa, Arthropoda, Insecta, Hymenoptera, Apidae. Bases 263 to 580 code for a protein of 105 amino acids. Gene Ontology annotation, molecular function: protein-disulfide reductase activity. The record is from RefSeq and is a predicted model, not a curated record. The transcript is spliced from 4 exons.
AAUACGACCAGUACGUGACUCGUUUUGCCUUCGCCAUACUUUACGCCCAAGUGUGACACCACCCUAUGGAACCCAAGCAUAAGGGAGAGGGAGAGAGAAAGAUAGAAGCAAAGUGAAUACGAAGAAAUGCGUGAGUAAGGGAAGGAGAAACAGAAUUACUGUGGAUCUGAUUCUAACCACACGUUCAGUCGUUGACGAAGCAUCGAAACCGUUGGUUCGGCACAGUAGUUAAUUGUGAACGUAUUUCGUAGAAGAAACAAAAAUGGUCAUCCAAAUUAAGAAUGCCGAUGAUUUAAAAAGUCAGCUUGAGAAAGCUGGAGACAAUUUAGUUGUAAUUGAUUUCUUUGCUACUUGGUGUGGACCUUGCAAGAUGAUUGCACCCAAAUUGGAAGAGUUAUCAAAGAAAAUGGACAAUGUUGUCUUUCUAAAAGUUGAUGUAGAUGAAUGUGAAGACAUCGCUAGUGAAUAUGAAAUUACCAGUAUGCCAACUUUUGUUUUUAUCAAAAAUAGUAAAGUGCUGGAGACUUUCUCUGGUGCUAACUACGAUAAACUUGAAAGCACAGUUGAAAAGAACAAGUGAAUAAAUAAUUUUAAUAAAAGUAUUUUCAAACAGAA